Molecule: messenger RNA, 2475 nt
Organism: Closterium sp. NIES-67
Lineage: Eukaryota; Viridiplantae; Streptophyta; Zygnematophyceae; Desmidiales; Closteriaceae
Source: the annotation of a GenBank genome assembly
ACCACUUCAGCCGUCCCCUUCUCAGUUUCCAACACCCACAGAUCCUUGGCCGUAACUUCUCUUCCUCCCUUCAUAAUCUGCAAACUCCUUUUAUCGUCAAUAUCUCUUCAUAUGCAUUCCUCAUAAGAACUUUGUAGACGCACGGUAGAGCAACCAUUGAGUAAUAGCACCAUCGUCCAGUUCACCCACAUUUCCUGCAUUGCAAGUUCGUUUAGCGCUCCAGCAACUCUUCCAUUUCCAGCCAUGGAUUCCCACGAGUCGUUCGAUCCCAGCCGUUGCCCCGCGUGGCUCCCUAAGUUGCUCCGCGGCCGUUAUUUCACGAGCUGCGCGCAGCACGCGGCCUCCAGCAGAGCCGAGCGAAACUACUUCUGCAUCACGUGUAGCGGCGAAUCCCUCUGCUCCACCUGCAUUGCCCAGCAGCAUUCCAACAACCCCAGCCACCACCAUUCCGGCAGUUCACCACAUUCUGGCGGUGGCGGCUCAAUCCAUGGCGCCGGUUCAGGCGGCGCGUCGAAGCACCAUAAUAUUCUCCAAAUCCGCCGGUCGUCGUAUCACGAAUGCGUGCGAAUCAACGAGCUCGCGAAGAUCCUAGAUCUGUCGCACAUUCAGGUGUACGUCAUCAACAGCGCCAAGAUCGUGUUUCUGAACGGCCGGCCCCAGGCGCGUCCCGUGAAGGGCGCGCCCUUCUACUGCGAGACGUGCGAGCGAAUGCUGCUCGACGCAAGCAGGUUCUGCUCCCUCGGCUGCAAACUCGCCGCAGUUCCCAAAGAUUCCACUCUCUCGUUUGUUCCGCGAGUCGCGGCGUCCGCGCCGGCGAAUUCUGGAGGACAUCAUCAUGGUGGCGCGGGGUCUGCGAACGGGGGUGGUAGUAAUGCGAAGCGUACGUCAGCAGCGGGUGCUGUCACGUCACACCGGCCGAGCGCGUACAAUGCGGCGAUGGCAGGCGGAAAUGCUGACACGUGGCGGAAGAAUAACGGCAACGGCAGCAGCAAUUUGGCAUUCGCGACUUGGGUUCAGAAGGCGAGAACGACAGCUGGUGGAAAGAAGCGCUCAGCCCCUGACGGAAACACGACAUCGCCGGAAGUCUCUUUGCUAGCUGCUUCUGUUGAGUUCGACAAUAUCGAGGACGGCUUUGGCGCUGACAGCGACGGGAUCUCCCGAGCGGACGAAGACGACCGUGUUCUCUGUGACGGCGACGGUGACGUUGACGGCAACUGUAACGGUAACGGCGACCGGUCGUUCGUGUGGAGCCGGAGCGGAUUCGGCGGGGGAAAGAGAGUUCGCGUGGAGAAAUAUCCGCAUCCGGAGAAGAACCCGAAUCCGACGAUGGGGAAGUUCCAGGACAUGGUGAAAUUCCCGCCUCUCGUGCCGAUCUCGUCCCCGUUUUCGUUUCCUGAGGGCUCGCCGUCAUCUCCGCCGCGGCUGGGGUUCUCCCCUCCGUCAACUCCGAGCCUGACCGGCAAUCGCCGACGGAAAGGUGUGCCUCAGCGGUCUCCCCUGGUGUGAGUGGUGAUUCGUGAAAAAACGAGGAAAAGGAAAUAUAUGAAGAAAUUCAGGCAAUGAUGUGCAACUGGCUCCGAAACAGUGGGAAGAAUCUGGCUCCGUCAACCUCGUACAUACCAUACUCUCCAAAUAGUUUCAAUGUCCGUGGGGGAAGGGGUGUGGGGAGGAUCUGGGGCACAGGGACGGGCAUGGCAGAAGGCAUGGGGAUAGACAGGCAUAGGGACGGACGUGUGUUAUCUGCUGGGCGUGUUGGCUGCAAAGUCGGGCUGCGGAGUCGGGUGGGCCUCGGGGCUUGGCCAGCUAAAGCUGAUUCGCCAUGGCUCCUGUUGACCUCGUGCUACUGAAACAGAGGCUCCGAUUCAUCCAAUUCAUCCAGAUUAUCAGAGGUAUUGGUUGGGACGGAGCUGGAGUGGAAGGGGUGGUGGCAGACUUGGCGUUGGGCGGCGGCUUCGGUUGGCCUAUCACACGGCUGCAGCAGACGCGUGACUCAUCUGCAACCAUCUCCUGCAGCUAGGGCAACUUCUGCAGUGGUCCUCGCUGCUGGCGGGCCAUACCUCUGCUGCAUCCGUCCCUGCUGCCUGUGACAAUGUCCCUGCUGGUACCUGGUACCUGGUACCUCCUAUCUGGUACCUGGUACAUGACUUUCAGUUGGGAGUGUCUACCCGCUUCCAAGACUGAAGGUGCAGCUGACUUUCAGUGUGGCAGUGCCUCAACCAACCAAUGCCAGCAGCAGGAUUGUACAUACACAUACCCUAGUGCUGGUGGUAUAUUUCUCAUUGUUCCUUUCCUAUGGUGUAGUGCUGCAUAUGCAGCUGCUGGUACUGAGGCUAGUGAGGUUUCACAGUAUUGUUUUUCAAGUGCUUUGCAUGUAAUUCUUUCUUGCAGCUAGCAGUGUAUAUAGCGCCGCUGACUGUUCUGGAUAUUACACUAACUGAUUUGUUCACCUUUACCAGUCUUCAAUCGCCCUUACUC